Molecule: messenger RNA, 1597 nt
Organism: Nicotiana attenuata
Lineage: Eukaryota; Viridiplantae; Streptophyta; Magnoliopsida; Solanales; Solanaceae
Product: subtilisin-like protease SBT1.9
Exons: 1
Biological process (GO): proteolysis
Molecular function (GO): serine-type endopeptidase activity
Source: RefSeq, a predicted model, not a curated record
AAUUGGUACAGUUCACUUUUAUAGUAGCCGCCUAUGUUUACUACAUUGAUUGCUAAAGGGACCUCACCUCAUAUGCUUAAUCUUAUAAAGGCAAUUGAAUGUUUGGUGGCUUAAGUACAGUUUGUAGUGAGUGAACAUGGGAUCUAGAAUGGGUUUACCUUAUUGUCUUCAUCUUCUCUUCCUUUCAUGGUUUCUUUCUGCUCAUGUCUUCUGUUUGUUAGCCGUAGCGCAAAGAUCCACUUACAUUGUCCAUUUGGACAAAUCCUUAAUGCCUAAUAUCUUUGCUGAUCACCAUCAUUGGCAUUCUUCCACUAUUGAUUCCAUUAAAGCUACUGUUCCUUCAUCAGUAGACAGAUUCCACUCUGCUCCAAAACUUGUUUACUCUUAUGACAGUGUGAUUCAUGGCUUCAGUGCUGUUUUGUCCCAAGAUGAACUUGAAGCUUUGAAGAGUUACCAGGUUCGUUUCAGCAUACAAAGAUACAACUGUUGGAACCUCACUACACCUUACACAUCUGAUUUCCUCAAGCUCAAUCCUUCAUCUGGUCUAUGGCCAGCUUCUGGAUUAGGCCAAGAUGUGAUCAUUGGUGUUCUUGACUCUGGCAUCUGGCCUGAAUCUGCGAGUUUUCGAGAUGAUGGUAUGCCUGAAGUCCCCAAAAGGUGGAAAGGAAUUUGCAAGCCCGGCACACAGUUUAACACUUCAUUGUGCAACAGAAAACUUAUUGGGGCUAAUUACUUCAAUAAGGGAAUUUUGGCUAAUGAUCCCACUGUGAACAUUUCCAUGAAUUCUGCAAGGGAUACUGAUGGUCAUGGCACACACGUUGCUUCCAUUGCUGCUGGGAAUUUUGCCAAAGGUGUUUCCCAUUUUGGAUAUGCACCAGGAACAGCAAAAGGAGUCGCUCCACGAGCUAGGCUAGCUGUGUACAAGUUUAGAUUUGAUGAAGGACUUUUUACAUCAGAUUUAGUUGCUGCUAUGGACCAAGCUGUGGCAGACGGUGUUGAUAUAAUAUCCAUUUCUUAUGGGUUCCGUUUCAUUCCCUUGUAUGAAGAUGCGAUAUCUAUUGCUUCUUUUGGAGCUAUGAUGAAGGGAGUGCUAGUUUCAGCUUCAGCUGGAAAUCGAGGUCCAAGCAUGGGAAGUUUAGGCAACGGAUCUCCAUGGAUCUUGUGCGUGGCAUCAGGCUACACCGACCGAACAUUUGCAGGAACUUUGACUUUGGGCAAUGGCUUACAAAUUAGGGGGUGGAGCUUGUUUCCUGCAAGAGCCUUUGUCAGGGAUUCACCGGUGAUUUACAACAAGACUCUAGCCGCUUGCAAUUCAGACGAGUUGUUAUCACAAGUACCUGAACCCGAAAGUACCAUCAUCAUAUGCGAUGAUAGUAAUGGUAAUAAUUGGGAUUUGUCCAGUCAAUUUUUUUACGUCACUCGAGCAAGACUUCGGGCAGUCAUCUUUAUCUCUCAGGAUCCACGAGUGUUCAGGUCCGCUUCUUUUUCCAAUCCUGGAGUUGUGAUUGACAAAAAGAAAGGGAAACAAGUCAUCAAUUAUGUAAAAAGCAGUGUUUCUCCCACGGCCACCAUCACGUUCCAAGAAACGUACGUGGAU